Molecule: messenger RNA, 13525 nt
Organism: Lates calcarifer (barramundi perch)
Lineage: Eukaryota; Metazoa; Chordata; Actinopteri; Centropomidae
Product: probable G-protein coupled receptor 21
Exons: 1
Coding region: 7949-9190 (413 amino acids)
Biological process (GO): G protein-coupled receptor signaling pathway
Cellular component (GO): membrane
Molecular function (GO): G protein-coupled receptor activity
Source: RefSeq, a predicted model, not a curated record
CACAAAACUCUUGUCUUUGUUAAGAUGAUCAGGACAAACCAAAUCCCCACAAUCCCCUAAUGUUGGUGGUGUAGUGAUUGGAAAAGCUGACCCCCAACGGGAUGACUCAGGCCUUUAAUUUUAGGAUGCAUCAGCAAGCUGUCAACAUCACCUCUGAUGAUUUCUAAAUCUUUGUCCAGACAUAAGCCAUUACUGAGAUAGACUUUUUAUCUGUAACACUUUAGUCCUGGUUGUUUUUACACUUAGUUUUAUUUUAGUCUCUUUAACCAACACAUUUUGUUCAAACAGAUGUGAGUUCUUUUUUGGUUUGGUUUUUGGUUUCUGCUGGCCAGAGUCUGUGUAUUACUGUUAAUGUCCUUGGCAACAGUUUUGGUUCAGUUUUACGUCUUUGAAAGUACACCUCAGGGGCCACUGUUUCAUAAGUUUCCCUCUCAUGUGCUCCAAACUUGUGAUGGCAGCCACUGCUGCCCUGUAGAUCAUGCCAACAGAUUUCUUGGGGCAUUAUGCAAGUGAAAGGUUUAUACACUUUCUUUCACAAAAGAUAUUUAUGUUUAAUGGUUAAGGUAAAAGUAUUAAGUUUGUCUAAUAACCCAUUGUGAGUUUGUGACUCACUAAUUAAAACCAUCGUUUUUUAACCUGUACUCAGUUCAUAAAAGUUAAAAAAUCUGUGUCACUACCUCUGCAUAAGUGGAGAAAUCAGAGCUGUAAAAGUGACGAGAAAAGGCAGAGAAUUCAGAAGACAUGACCUGGCUUUGUAUUAUAUUCAGUUUUACGACUUCAAUCUGGAUGUGGGCCAGACAUUGCCUGUAUUAAGCUACAUACAAUGGUUGUUCUGUGAUCAGAAAGGACUAUUUAAUUAUUACUAUCUAACUGUGAUGAUUUAAAUUGGGAUACUUUUAACAUUAGGUUCGCUUCGCCUUAGUAUUGCCUCUGCCUGUAUGCCUUUUUCUACAAACCUGUGUUUGUAUGUGUGGUUAAAAAUAGCGGUAGUUUUUUAGUUUCAUUUUAUCAGAGAAUCAUGGUGUGCUUCUCUGUGUGGGCAUGUGUUUAAGGAUCGGAGGUGACUUAGCCCUGCUGUGGAUGGUUAGCCCCCCUUGUGCACUGAGAACAAUGUGUUAUUCUGUGUAAUCUUAUUCACGGCCACAGUUCUGUCCACUGUUCUUAUGUAAAGGCAACAUCCCUGGGCAGCAAGCUGGGUCCCAGGUGGUGACAAGAUGUUGGUCUUGCCCUUUCCUCCCCUCUGCUCUCCUCCCCCACUCUCAUUUUCUUCACUGUCCCUGACCACAUUUCCCUCCUCCCUUUCCUUUCUCCUUUGCUCUUUUCCUAUCUCUGCCUUUACACUCUUUCUUUAAUCAUGCUCUCAUUUACAUUUACCUGUACUGAUUUGGAUGCUUAAAAAAUUUAAGAGGGUCAACUCAAAUAGACGUUUUACUCCAAAAUAAUAUGGAUGCCAGGCUGUUUUUCCCAUUAAAAUGAAUGGUAUGAAUGGAAUCUCAACUUUCACUCAGACAACAAUAACAAUGGAUCAGAACGCCACUGCAUUGAUAUCCACUGGACAGAAAGUUGGAUAGGAAUUUAUUGCAGAAGCACUAAAGCAUUCCUGGUUUGUACAUCAGCCAACAAACACACAGAGAAGUGUGGAGAGCACGUGCAGCUUUAUCUGACUCUGACAGGCAAUUUGACUUUUAUUUAGUCUCUUUAUAAGGAAGCUGAAUGAGUUAGCCAAGAGCAGUUACAGGCCAGAAAGAUUAUAUGAAAUAUCUUAUGGAACACAACAAAGUGUGCACAGAAUUAGUCAAAGAGUAUUGAAAUGCAUUGCAUAACAGUACUCUGCAUAUUAUAUGUAUUAAUUAAGAAAGAAUUUUCAUUCACAUUCAUGUUUCUGUUGUUACUGGUACUAAUUAAAGCUUAUUUUCUCAUGUACAGAUUCAUUCUUUCCCCUCUCAGCCCUGUUUUAAAAUGUGUACAUACCAUCCUUGUGUGCCAGCUCCUAAUUUGUUUUGUGCGCUUUCUGUAUUCAGCCUGUGUUUUUUUGUGUCUCUUUGUGCUGUAUUGCAAUGUAUGGACAUCAUGUCCUAGCCAAUGCCAUCUUUUGUGCCCUAAUUCUAUCUGAACUUGGUGUUCAUCCACAAAUCUGAAUACAGGGCAUUGAUGGAAUAGCAAACCGGGUUGUAGGUCAUAGCUAUUUGAACCUUUCCUUCUCGGUGGAGCCUUAAUUAACUGAUAGCAGGGACCAGGCUGCCAAGUACUGGGAGUACCAGUCUAAAUUAAAAUGCUGACUAAUUAACACUCCACCAGUAACCAAUAAAGUCAUUAGGCUGUUUUAGCCAUGGCCUACAUUUUGCAUUAGCUCCAUACAUUAUAGUAAGAACAGACCAGUCACUGACAGAGUGACUAAAUCUGGUAAACUGAUAAAUGGUUUUGGCAACGCACUGGUCCAGUGCCAGCUGAUUUUAAUCAGGAGGAUGUUACGACAUAUUGGCAGGCAACAUUUUUGUGCUGUGCUGAGGGGGGGUAACUCUGUGAAUAUAACACAGCAUGACAGUCAACACAUAUUUAUCAGCAUAAUCUUACUCUUAAUGUACCAGUAAAUUGUUGUUCAGCCUUUAAAAAAAAUGACAUGGUUUGUAAUUGUAAUUUUUUGCAAUAAGAUGUAAUUUGGUGGUAAUAAUUGAGAUAAUAUUAGGCCAUGGAUAUUAUAGUGUUAAAAGGUUUGUGUUCUGUGGUGUACUGGCAGUUCACCUGGUUAAGCACAUACCACUAAUCAGGCCAGGGCCAUUAGCUGCAUGUCAUCCCUUCUCUCCUCUGCCUAUCCUGUCUCCACACUAACAAUAAAGGCUAAAUGCCUGAAAAAUAUAUUUUUUUAUAAAAGAGUGUGGCACAAGCAGAUCACCCACUUAAAUUCAUAAUCAGGAGUGACAGGGAUUGUUUAGGAAUAGAUGAAUCACAGACAGAUUGUGCCAACUUGAGGGUGUCUCUAAAGUUAUGUAAUUAUGAUGUUGUUUGUGGGUUGUUUGUUUUUUUUUAAUUAUGUUGUUUUCUCAUGGAGGAGCAACAAAUGUUGACAGGACUGGUGGUUGGCACAGUGUGGGCACAUUUACUGUUACUCACUAUAAGGGGAGUAAAAUGUUGCUCUCUUUAGAGUAGUAACAAUAACAUGAAUUACCUGUUUAUUAGGUACGCAUGCACAGUGUCAGACAGUGUCCGAGGUGAUGAUCAAAGUGUAUGGCCAUUUUUUAGAUAGUAGUUGUUUUUUAUGUUCUGGUCCUCGUUUACCUACACAAGGGGGACGGUAUGUUAGAAUUCUCUUAAGGUGUGUAUAUGAACAUACAUGCACACAUUUAUGUGUGUAACAUACACACAAAAAGACCAGAUAAAUACAGGCCUGGUACCCAGAACUGCUGUGCCAGCCUCUUGUGAAGAGCAAAAAACAAGCACUCAUAACUACCUGUCUGCCUGUCUCAGUCUGACCCACAUAAUGACCUGUCUGCUUGCCUCUGUCUAUCUGUCUGUCUUUGUAAUCAUUUUAUUUGUGUACGCCUGACUCUUACUCUCUCUGACUUCUACCUAGACCUGUUUGUGCUCCUGUCAAGUCAUGUGUCUUUGUGCCUCUCUCUCUGUCUGCCUGCUCAUUUGUGUUUUGUCACACUGACUGCUUGCGUUUUUCUCUCCCUUCUUCUGCUGUCUUAGCGGUCCAACGUGUCUGCUUCCUUUCUUUUUUUGUGUGACUGUAUGCCUGCCUCUCUCUCUGUCCCAUAGGUUUAUGUUAUGUGUGCUUUGCUGCUCAGCCUUCUGCUAGGCAGAGAUGGAAAUACUUUCAGAUUUGCUUUAUCCGGCUUUGAAACCACUUUCCCAUAUCAGAAAGUACACAGUGAAUGCCAGAAGGUUCAGACAGUCAGAUCAAAGAAUUUUAGAACAAUUUUUUUCAGUUGAAUGUGAGCAGGCUUCAUUUUUCUUGGAAUUUUGUGUCAUCCUCCUACAGUUAUGUGUUUGUUUCUGUCUGCAACUACUUAACAAGUCUCACCACCCUUGCCUUGUGUUGGUAUUAUUUUCUGCAAUAGCUCUAGGCUCAUCAUACAGAGAUAAACAUCAUUAAUUCACGGAUAUAAAUAAUAGUGUAUUAGCAGUCCAGUUCUUUGAAAUUCUUCUCAUCCCUACUCCUACCAGGCAUUUCUCUGAUUAAUAAAGACCCCAAACAGGACAUCAGCUGACCAGCUCUUUUUGUGUUUUUGUUAUAUCAUGUUGAUAGAAAAGUUGGCACCUAGCGACUGCUUAUUUUUAUAUUUAUACAGAAACAGAACAGAAUUAUUAGGAUUAUGAGCCACCAGCUGGGUGGUGGUGGAUGGUGGGUAUUAGUAAUAAUCAGAUAAGAGUCAUCCAGUUUGUCAGUUGCAAGUGAACCAUUUUAUUCUUUUAAUAGUGACUAGUGUAGCUUGUCAACAGAAAAUGUGUUUCAAUUUUGGCAAUUUAUUAAUUUUUUGUCAUUUAAGUUAAACAUUUGCCAAUAUUCUACAGAUUGAUCAUAAGUAGUAUUAAGCAUUAAUUCACUCCACUUUUAUAUGAACAGUAACAAGCUCUUGUAAGCAUUAGCUUUUAUAUUUCCCCUAUAACCAGUCAUGCUGUACCAGAGUUUAGGGCCAUUGUGUUGUUGCCAGGUUUGUUUCAGCUACUGGAGGCCUGUCCUUGAGAGAAUGCCAAACUGUGAGGAAGCAUAAGUUAGACAGCUAACAGGACUGUGUUGUGCUCAGCUUGGCAACCAGGUGACAGUACAUUACGCUCUUCCCCCUUCUUCAUUUUCACAGCUCUCUUUUCUCCUCUCGUUGUUUUGUUCUCGCUAUCUUGCAUUUCUUUCUCUCCUCCACCUCUUCCUCCUCUCAUCUUUGGUGAGCUCCACGUUUCCUUUUGACUCUCUUCCUCAUCCUUCUCUCCCAUUCCUCUUCUUUCCAACCCUUUUCAUCGUACUGUCGUCUAUUUUUAGCUCCUCGUGUGGUGGGCAGAGGAGGUGCGUGAAAGCAUGGGGGUGUGUCUGGAUUGCGGGGGAGAAAGGUGCAGGCUGGUGUGUGUGUGUGUGUGUGUGUGUGUGUGUGUGUGUGUGUGCAUGUGUGCACGCAGCUGUGUGGGUAUGUUUGGGUCUCCAUCACGCUACACCAAAUUGCCCUGCACGAGGCAAACUCUGCAGUCUUCAGAAAGUCAUUAGGAUAAGGAUGUAGACCAUGCAGCACUAAAUCUGACAGUGAUUACUACCCACUGAGUUUCUAAUUUUAGUACAGGAUUCUGAGUAAUUAAAUGUAAUCAUCACAUCAUCUGAUCUAAAAAUAACGCAGUAAUUAUUCUAGCACAGAUUCAAUGGGCUCUUCACAGAAGGGCUGACGGGGACUUGCCAGUGCAAAUUUAAAACAGUGGAAUAAAAAGUGUUCAACCGAGUUCUAACCAGACCUUUAGAGCCACACAAUAAAAAGCUGGCUGUUGAUAUUGCUGGGAGGGAGAUUUAAAAAAAAUGUCUGGUGAGGUCAUGCUACCAGGGUAUAGCUGACUGUAUCAAAGCUUGAGGUGCAGCAUCUGCUGAUGCAUGCAAAAUCAGGAGCAGGUGCAUAUCUGUUUAGAGCUCUCAGGCCAAAUAGACAGACGGACAUGUACACACACAGAAAUACAUGGACAGAGUUACAGUUCAAAUGCAAACAUUCUGCUUCAUGAUAAGUAUAAAUACAAAGUGAAAAUGUUUAGAUUUUACAAAAAUUCUCUCUCUAGCCUUUUCAGAGGCACAAGUUAGAUAGAAAACAAAACAAACAAACAAACAAACAAAACAAAUAAAUAAAUGUAAUUAUAUACAUUACGUAAGUACCAUUGUUAGACAAGGUUUACAUUGUAAGAGGCACAAGAAGUGCAUGUGCGUGUGUGUAUGUGUAAGCGUGUGGACAUUUUUGAAUGUGAUGAUAUUUCACAAACACAUUCAUGCUGUAUGAAUAGUAUUAUUGUUGUUAAUUUUCUCCAUGUAGUUACAUGGGUCAGGGAAAGGUUUUCGAUCACAAAGUUCUUGUGAUACUCCAGUCAUUAUCUAUAAGCUUUGAUGCAAAUAUCUUAAAUAACUAUAAUGCACCUUUCAAGCUCUCCUUGCUUCCUGACCCUGUUGCUAAUUUUAUAAUUACUUGCUGUGUUAAUGAAUCAGCUGCUAAUUAGACACAGGCCAUGAGCACAAAUUAAAUUAUUUGUGCUGUGCUUUCGUGUAUGACUGUGACAAAACUUGUAAAAAUCAAUUUAUUGCAUUAAGUUUUUUUCAGUGAACAGGAGAGUACCAUCACAGUUGCAGUUAAGGCUUCCUUAGUAAAGUAGAGAAAAUAUAACACAUACAACUUAAUGGAUUCUUUCACUAGAGAUUAAAGACCAUUUGUAAAAUAACAGACUUCAUAACACAGUUCUAUCCCAUGACUGUGCUUUUUAUAUAUAAAAGCUAAUUUUAAACCUACACACAGAAGAGCAGAUGUAACGUAUGCACAGCCUACAGCAUAUACAGUAUGUACAGUAGUUUCAGCAUGGUAGGAUGCACAGAGCUGUAGGGGGACCCGCUGUCCUGUACUGCAUGUCCUAGGUUUACAAUCAGAUUAAUAAUAGGAAUGUUUCCUGUAAACUGCACCCAGGCAUGUACUUAUUGUUUCACUACUAAACAACUUUGUGUCUAGAUUUUUAUGGCUCAAAAUAUCAAAACUGUCUCAAAAAAACAGUCAAUUUUAAAAGGGCUGGGUUAACACUGACUGAUAUUACAGAUUUUUGAAUCCUGGGUAAUAAUGAGAAGUGUGUGACACACACACACACACACACACACACACAUAUAAACAAAACAAAUACAAAAAAAACAGGGAGGAGUGAGAGGGUGGGGGAAGGAGGCAGCCUUGUGCCCUUGCAGUUGAUCAUUGGUUGGAGCCACAGGGAAGGGGAGGGGCCUCAGUGCCACUGUUUCUGUAGAGAGAGGCAGAGGGAGCGAGAAAGAGUGAGACAGAGAGACAGCCAAGGAGGAUAAAUGAACACUGGGGGUUCUCCCAGCAUCGGUAUGCCUGCCUACCUCAUUUCCACUCCAGACAUAGUUGCUGCUUCUCUGGAUAGAAAAUAACAGCUGAGGUGUGUUUGUAUGUGGGUGUGUGUGUUUUAAACAUCAGACACCCCACGCACUCCCUUUAUCCUCUCACCUCACAGCAGUCUGCUGUGAUCUUACUGCGAAGGACCAGACAGAAACUGAGACAAGAGCAAGCGGACCUGGAAGAGUGGUGAGAAGAGGGUAAAGGGGCAGCAAGGAAGAAGAGGGAAAAAGGAGAAGCAGGACAGCAGCGGAGUUACAGGACAGGAAAAAAAGAAGAAAUCAUGCUUAAUGUCUCCUUCCCUCAGUUUAUGUAUACAGUGAUUACACAAUAAUGUCUUUUCACUGGAAGCUGUGUUUGUGACUCCGUGGACUACAGACAGAUAUCUAGUCCGUGCUCUCUGCAGCUGCAGCAGAUGUUGAAGACAUCUCUGGCUUUAUAGGGAGCGCAGGCAUUUCAGGCAUAGAUUGGACUGGAAUUCCUUUAAACAAAGUCACAUUUCUUUCUAUUUUUUCCUUUUUGUGCCUUCAGCUGGGAAGUUUGCUUUACUGGAACAAAAAGAAGACAAGAAACGCACAUAUUUCUUUUUGUGUGUUUAUCUGUUUUUACCUGGUGGUUUUAUCCUUGUGUAAAACCACAACUGCCUGCGCUGAGGACGCAACAAGGGAGCUUCCUUACCUUUCUCUGUCCUUUCCAUCCCUCCUGUUUUUGAAAUGGCAGAUGGCAGCUGUCUCAUCGUGGAACCGCAGCAUGGAGCCUCUCAUUUGGACUGAAACCACACGGUGACUUUCAGAACCGGCCAGCUACCUGACAAAAUAGUGGGUUCUUGGGUUCACUGUAACCUUGAAGGGCCCCUCAGACACGUAUUGCUGCCCAAGAUGAUGAAUUCCUCCCUGGAUCCACUGAACCAGAGCUCUGCUGGCCUGUCAAACUUAUCUGUUCCCUUCUGCCUUCUUGAGAUAGGCUAUUCCCAAAUUUUCUCCACCUGCCUCCUCGAAGUGUCCAUCAUUCUUCUCCUCACCAUUCUCAUUAUUUCCGGUAACCUGGUGGUGAUUUUUGUGUUUCACUGUGCCCCCUUGCUUAGCCAGCACACCACUAGUGCUUUCAUCCAGACUAUGGCGUAUGCUGAUCUGCUGGUGGGGGUCAGCUGCCUGUUCCCCUCCCUGUCCCUCCUCCACCACCUGCAGGGCCUAGACCCCAAACUUACCUGCCAGGUGUUUGGCUACAUGGUGUCUGUUUUGAAGUCAGUUUCAAUGGCGUCAUUAGCAUGUGUAAGUGUAGACCGCUACAUUGCCAUCACGCGACCUCUGACUUACGCGUCCUUGGUAACGCCUUGCCGAGUGCGCUGCUGCAUUGUUCUAAUAUGGUUGUACUCUGCUCUGGUGUUUCUCCCAUCUUUUCUCGGGUGGGGGAAACCUGGUUACCAUGGCGAUGUGGUGGAGUGGUGCGCACUUCAGUGGAGGACUAGUCCAGCUUUCACAACCUUUAUUGUUGCGCUGCUCUACGCCCCAGCUGCUCUCACUGUCUGCUUUACCUACGCCAAUAUCUUCAAGAUCUGCCAACAGCACACCAGGGAGAUCAGUGAGCGGCACGCACGUUACCGACCCCAACAGCUGCAGGGCCCGGGACUGACAGUGGGAUCUGUGGUCAAGGACAGCAGCGCAGCAGAACAAGGGCAGUUGCCCCACUUGUCCCAACCACAGAAACCCCAACACCACCAACCACAGUAUCAGCAGCCUACAUCAACAUACCCAGACAAGCGAUAUGCUAUGGUACUGUUCCGCAUCACAAGCGUGUUUUAUAUCCUCUGGUUGCCCUACAUUCUCUACUUUCUGUUGGAGAGCGGAGGGAUCUACCACCACCCGGCAGCCUCGUUCCUCACCACAUGGCUGGCCAUCAGCAACAGUUUCUGUAACUGUCUCAUCUACAGCCUGUCCAACUCUGCCUUCAGGAAGGGCCUCAAACGCCUCUGCUCCUUCUGUUUACAGCGCAGUGGCAGUGGCUUUGGGGUUAGGAACACCAAAAAGGCUUUCGUUGGCUCUGUCGAAAAGGGAUGCGCAGGGCCGGGGUAUAGAUAUGGCCAUGGGGAAAUAGGAAUUGGCACAACAUGUCAUGUGUAGUGUACACUCAGAGGAAAACCCUUGUGCCAAAUUGGCAUUUGAACUUUUUAAAAAAGAUGCCUGAUGUGAUUGCUGUAAAAUGUCUCUGUUAAGCUGUAAUGUGCUGUGAAGAGAUGGAGCGAGGCGUCGAUCUGCCACUGCUGUUUGUCGCGUUUGGAGGUUACUUGGGCGUCCUCUCUGCAUACGCCACAGCUGGCAAAGACAGAGAAAGGGAGUCAAGAGCAAAACACUGAAGGAUAGAGAGGCCCAAAUAGCCCACAGAGUGUUUUAAACUGCUCAGAGAAACCCAGCAUACUAUGUAUGGACAGGGGUGAUAAAUGAAAGGGCUUGGAAAGGAGAAGAAAAAGGUGUCUGAAAAUCUCUGGAGGAGUGAACUCUUUUGAGAUUCAACAACAUUUUUAUCAAUAACUUUUCUUUUAUGGGAAGUGAAUCCUUAACUUAUUUUGCCAAAAUGAUAAAUCGUCACAAGGAAACUGUUCUGAGAAGCAUGUGAAACAGAGUGACCUUCGUUUGUUACCAGAUUAACAGCACAGUAUGUGCUAAAUGCAAAAAAUGAAAAUGAAUGCAAAUGGAAGACUGCUGUGAUUUAGUAAUGUAGGUCUGAGGUGAACUGCCAGUGGCAAGCUGUUUAAACAUGUAUUUACAUGGUCUUAACCCCUCAGUAUUUACAAGUAAGAGUGAAAAAGAAAUGGAAAUAAAUGAAGCAGGUCUAGACCUAGUUUGUUUGCAUUGAUUGAACUGAUCAUGGUUUCUCUGCUUUGAGGCAUCUAUUCCUGGACUUUGAAUUUUAGAUUAUUUAUUGAUGUUGUUAUAUAAGAUAAAAAAAUAUGUCUUUAACUAAGUUGUAGGUUCACACAUUGAGCCUGCUGUUUGUAACAUAAGACAUGGGAUGCUACCCAGCUUUGGUGUACGACUGUUAACCUGACAAAAAUCAGACAUAAUUAUCAGUUUGUUUUCCAAUGAUUUUUUAAAAAAUCUUUGUCAUUCAUUGCACCUUUAUUGUUUGGAUUAUGUAACUAAAAUAAGUUUAGUUACAUAAUCCAAACAAUAAAGGUAUAUACAUAUCUGUGUUCAAGGCAAAGCAAGACCAAGAAAGGAUGUAUUUUUACACUUAUUGUACACUGAUCUUUGGUACACUAUUGGGCUGAUUUUAGGUUUCUUUUUUUGUUUGUUUGUUUGUUUUUUUUACUAGAUUUUUGACCGAAGAUAAAAUGUUUAGCAUAGAUGGAUGACCCUUGAUCUGUGAUCCUUACCCCUUGUCUUUGGGAGUGGUUGAGAGGAACAGUUGAGAGAAGCUGUAAAUGUGCAAUUGUAGAAAUUUCACAUUUAUAUAAUCUUGCAGGCUUUACUGUGACUGCAUUAUUGUGCCAGCAUUUGAGGACUAGUGCAUGCACACACAUGAACACAGGGGGAUCACACGUAAACAGAAACAAAUAGCUCAUUCACUCUGCUGGCAGGCUAACCUCUGUGCAGCACCAUGAAGAGGGAAUGACCCCUCAUCUCCCUGGGAAUUGCAUUUGCCUGUGAGUGUGUAUGUCUGCAUCGAUGUGCAUGCACAUGUCUGUUUCCAUCAUCUUGUUCCCAUGUGUAGCUUUAUGAUCCCUUUUCACUCUAACUUGAUAUUUAAUACAAACUAAUCGAGUCCAAUAGUAAGCCAAAAUUAAUCAAAGUGUACACACUGUGUCAUGAACUGAAAAUUCUUUCUAUUUUGAACCAUGGAGACUCAUUUCACGGUUUCUUUAGGUGCAGAUAUUCUAGCUUUAUAUACCUUAUCUAAUCUUACCAAAGAAAGUUCAACAGAUAAUCUUGGACCAUGAUUUUUUUUUCUCCUAAAUAUAUAAUAUAUGAAAAUUUAGUAAAAUACAAGCAGGUUUUACACAAAGUUUGUGUAGGUUCACUGCACUAUGUUGGCUCAGUGAUGCCUUGUAUGCAUGAAUAUGACUGUUUUUUAGUAUGUAGCGAUAUAUUGUUGCCUUGAUAUACAAAUGAAAAUGAGCUGUGGGGAAAGUAUUUUCCUUAAACGGCUAGGGAGGGCUCAAUUUAGAGACAUGCAACUGUUUUUAGAGGGAAUGACACAGACUGGCAAUUGUACGCAUUUUUAAAAAAGUGACUGUUAAUUCAGCAAAAGUUCAUAAUUUGUAGUUAUCAUUCCUCUCUUCUGUAAAACUGAAAAUAACCAGGAGCAAACACAUGUGUAUUUGUUCAUGUGUGUAUAGGUGUGUAUGAGUGUGUGUGUGUGCAGGUAUGUUAGGAUGUGACCAUUGGCUGAAUUGGACUGUUGAAGGUAUUCUAGGGUGCUAACAAAGUUAUCACCUUUCAUUGCUUUAUUAGCUGUGCAUCACUUCCCUCAAGUAUUUUACUGUACUUUGUGAGUGUCUGUGAGUAUGAUGUACAAUAGUGGUAGAUAGAUCCACAUUUGUCUUUAAGUAUUUUGGCUGUCAUCUGUGAAGCAUUGCCAAAUAUUGUAAUCUUUCCUUUUUUUGUACUUUCUUUUGUUCAGAGAUGGCGUGUACAGAAAUUGUGUGUACAGAAGAGGCGUAUUGAAUGUCUAACUGUCAAACUACACAAAUUUAUUUUUGUAAAAUUACUUUGUUUUUGUCUGCUGUGAAGUGAGACAUGUUGCGGACUCUAAGUAGGUUCAGCAGCAUGCUUACUUAUUGAAAUGAUUGAAGUUGUGUCUUUAUGAAGAUGCAUUUUAUUUUACUUGGACAGCUUCUGUUAAGAUGUCUCUACUGUCUUUAGGAAUUUGAAAGAUUGAAUUUGAGAUAAAAAAUUCUCUACUAAAAAUACACUAUAUCCUACAGCAGUUAAUGGUACAAUUUAGGGCAAAGAGUCUUGGGAAAUUAUUAUGCCAAAACAUGCUCACAUUAGCGGUCACACACAUUCCCUUUUUCCUGUGGGAAAACAAUUGGCUCUCAUGUUCUCAAGGGAACGACACUCUGGUAGUGGCUGUGUUGAGGUAAAGUGCCAUGUUGGGUAGGAUUAGGGAAAAGAGGUUAUUUGAACACUCAGGCUGGGCUAGGAGGCCAUUUGCUGGUUAAAUGCAGCCAUCUGCUAUGAGAGAGGUUGGUGUGCAGUAAUGAGUGAGUGCAUACCACAAAAACUACUCUGUAAUAAUCUGUAAAACACUGCAGAUAGUUAAAUUGAUAUUUAGAUAUAAAACAUAUAAAAAUAUGCAAAGAAGGAGGGUUAAAAUGUUAAUUACUUUCAUAUCAUAUUAUCCUUAAUUUUAAUGCCUUUACAAGAAACAUUAGAGGAUGACUGCUGCUUAUUCAUCUUUCUCUUCUUCUGACAUCGUAUGUGGUUGGCACAUAGCUUUAGGUGUAUCACCACUUUCCAGACUGGGACUACCCAAAUGUGUGUGUCUUGGGAACAAGUGGAGACCUUAUGUAGCAAAUGAAGUCACAUACUGAAUCUGUGACUCAGGGUAAACAAAAGUGUAGUAUUUGUAUCUGUAUUUUAUCUAAAUACAAAACACACAAAAUUGUUACAUGUAAUGGGGCCUUGAUAAUAUAUAUUAAUAAUAAUAACCCAUAAAAUCAAUUUUUAUCAUGAACAUAUUGUCCUUCUCUUGAAAGAACAAUAUGUUCUCUCAGGAGAAGUUGAGAAAAAAUGUUUUGUAAUUAACAACAAAAGUGUUUUUACACCAACUCAGUUCUGGUUGGCUAUUGUAUCUCUAUUGUAUCAACCUCACUCUAAUAGUGCACUUUAAUGCACACACACACACACACACACACACACACACAGAUGCCCAUGCAGUGGUAUUUCCUUAUCUGUCUUUUAAUCUGUAUCAGACUUUCUUCUUUGUGUUUUCAUAAGGCUCUGAAUAGACCACACCAGACCCAAAUAAUGGCUCAUGACCCAGCUGUUAUGAGUAACAGAUUAUUAUCAAAUAAAGAUGAGAUUGACCACUGUAACAAAACCUUGGUGUGGAAAUGUUUCAGAAGAUUCAGGAAUUUCUCUGGAACUGAUUCUACAUUUUGUAUUUGCCCACACUGAAGGCUGGAAAUUGCUCACAGUGAACAAUGGGGUAUUUGUAAGUCUCUGAUUGAGAAAAUGAAGCCAUUACCGUGUUAGAUGAUGUCAUAUUUUAUACGUAAAAGGUGUUGACUUUGUGACAAGGUUUUUGUAAGAUGGCUGCUUUUAUAGAUUGAGAAUGUUGGGAUAUUGUUUAUGGUCUAACAUGUUUAAUUUUGCUUUCAUUGAAGGUGAGUCUCUGUGACUAAGACACUUUUCAUUAGAUGAUGCUUUGUAGGUGACAAACCUAUAUGGUAAUGUAAGAUGUACAUGUUGUGUAUCUGUACUGAGCAAAUAAAUGUAUGUUAUCUCAAUGUA